Rotaria sp. Silwood2 is the source of this 320-nucleotide messenger RNA. The record is from the annotation of a GenBank genome assembly. NCBI's taxonomy places the organism in Eukaryota, Metazoa, Rotifera, Eurotatoria, Philodinida, Philodinidae.
AUGAUUUGUCCGAGGUGUGGUAAUUUUUUAUUAGCACGCGAAGGCAUUCUUCAAGCUGGUCGUAAGUAUCAUCGACAUUGUUGGACUUGUGCACAAUGUUCAUCACCAUUGACUUCGUGGGUUCGUCAACAACCCAUAACUAAUGAAUAUCUUUGUAAUACCUGUCAUAUUAAAACACAUGGAUUAAAAGAAGGUAUGGUUUUUGUUAACUGGAACAAACAACAAACAAAAUCAAUCAUGUCUUCGAACAUACAGUAAAUUUUUUAUUUGCUUUUCUCAAACAAACAAGAAACACAAGAAUUUGUUUAUGUUUAUUUAGA